UAGAACUCAUGUUCGUUGAUGCUAUGACAAAAGCAAAUGAUUAUCUGCAAAUUGCAUCAUACAUUGAUGAUCCAGCUCAAUACUGGAAGUUAGACGACACAAUAAUGAAAACCAUUGAAACUUCUUCCCAUCAAGAGCUGAAGGAAUCUAGAGACCUAAUUCUUCGCAUACGGAGAAGGGAUCUUUACCAGUUUUGUAACGAGUUCGCUGUUCCAAAGGACAAGCUGGAGCACUUCAAAAAUGUUACUCCUCAAGAUAUAAUUUGUUCGCAGAAUUCUAGUCGCCCUGCGCUGCGGGAGGAUGAUAUUGCGGUGAGCAAUGUCAAAAUUGAUCUUACUCGUGGAAGGAAGAAUCCACUUGAAAGCAUCAACUUUUUCCAGGAUUACGAGAGCACUGAAAAAUUCAGCAUUACAGAGGAUCAGAUCAGUCAUUUGCUGCCUGCAUGUUGCCAAGAUAUGAUAGUUCGAGUUUAUUCCAAGAAGCCCGACCUAGUGGAAGCAAUAUCUGAGGCCUUUGAGAAUUUUCAAAUGAAGACAUACGGGAUGAAAACUCAAGUGCACUCGACUCCAGAGAAGAAGAAACGCCCCAGGUAUAACAAACCUGCAGUGUUUUAGCUGUAUUAAUCCAUCUACUUCAAACUUGUGUGUCACGUUUGUAAAGGUAGAUAUCAAGUGUAAAGUCGAUAGGAGACAAGCUAGGUCUUUCUGUAAGAUUUCCGAUAUAUUACAUAUAAUCUAUAUGUCAUCAAUUGGUGUUAUUUCACGACACACAAGUUUUCCUCGAUCAGCCAGUAGGAUUGUGCUGAUUUUAGAAGCUUUUGACAACUAAUCGAGGAUUUGUACACUUUUGACAACUGAAAACAAUUUAGAUGACAAACAA
Molecule: messenger RNA, 879 nt
Organism: Olea europaea var. sylvestris
Lineage: Eukaryota; Viridiplantae; Streptophyta; Magnoliopsida; Lamiales; Oleaceae
Product: deoxynucleoside triphosphate triphosphohydrolase SAMHD1 homolog
Exons: 7
Coding region: 9-614 (201 amino acids)
Biological process (GO): dGTP catabolic process
Cellular component (GO): nucleus
Molecular function (GO): dGTPase activity
Source: RefSeq, a predicted model, not a curated record